Molecule: messenger RNA, 1182 nt
Organism: Corylus avellana
Lineage: Eukaryota; Viridiplantae; Streptophyta; Magnoliopsida; Fagales; Betulaceae
Source: RefSeq, a predicted model, not a curated record
AUGGCGGUGAAAUUAGAUAUGAGUAAAGCAUAUGACAGGGUGGAGUGGAAUUUUCUUGAAGCUAUUAUGUGUCGAAUGGGGUUUGCUACUAAAUGGAUUCAUCUCAUGAGAAUGUGUGUGACCACGGUCUCUUAUGCGGUUGUUAUCAAUGGAAGCCCCUGUGGCCAUAUUAUUCCGAAGAGGGGACUACGACAGGGUGACACGAUUUCCCCAUAUUUGUUCCUUAUCUGUGCAGAAGCUCUAAGUGCUCUACUGUCUACAGGAACUGAAGUGGGGUUAUUGACGGGUGUCCCUACAUCUAGACGGGGCUCGCGGCUAAGCCACCUCUUUUUUGCAGAUGAUAGUUUGCUUUUUUGCAGGGCCACUAUUGAACAAUGGAACUGUCUGACAAAUGCACUUAAGGCUUAUGAGGACGCUUUGGGUCAACGUCUCAAUAAUGUUAAGACGUCCAUUUAUUUCAGUAAAAAUACAUCUCUGGUGGAUAGAGAAGCGAUUCUUGCAGCUUCGGGUAUCCCUGCUUCCCAAUCUAUUGAUGCCUAUUUGGGUCUCCCUUCCAUGGUUGGUAAAUCUCGUACGACGGCUUUUAGAGGUGUUAUUGACAAAGUUUGGAAGCGCCUACAAGAUUGGAAGAUCAAAUUCCUCUCCCGAGUGGGUAAGGAAAUUCUACUUAAGGCAGUAAUUCAAGCAAUUCCGUUGUAUUGUAUGAGUGUCUUCUUGUUUCCAAAAGGGCUUUGUAGGGAGAUAAAUUCAUUAAUGAAGAAAUUUUGGUGGGGAAAUCAAGCUAAUGGGUCUCGGGUGCAUUGGAUGAAUUGGGAAACUAUGGGGCGUUCCAAGAAUUCUGGAGGUAUGGGUUUUCGGGAUUUUCAUAGUUUUAACAAAGCCCUUCUAGCAAAACAAUGUUGGAGGCUUUGGCAAUACCCAGAAAGCCUAAUUGGGCAAAUUAUGAAGGCAAAGUAUUUCCCGAAUACUACUAUACUUGAUGCCCAAUUGGCGGAUUUGAUUGAGGAGAAACGCAGUAGUGCAUGGGGGUGCUCUUACUCACCCGUCAGUGUUGCUGCGUCUGACCACUACUGCUCUCACCGAAUUUCACACUGCUACUGCUACGAGUGGACGAAAUCCGAUCUGUCUGGUGGAACAGGCUCCACGCUGGUUGGCUCCACAGGCUGGGUGGUUGAAGCUUAA